Messenger RNA from Cyanistes caeruleus (blue tit), 2685 nucleotides. It is a transcript of the gene RPP25, whose product is annotated as ribonuclease P/MRP subunit p25. Lineage: Eukaryota; Metazoa; Chordata; Aves; Passeriformes; Paridae. The record is from RefSeq and is a predicted model, not a curated record. Gene Ontology annotation, biological process: tRNA 5'-leader removal. Gene Ontology annotation, molecular function: RNA binding. Gene Ontology annotation, cellular component: ribonuclease MRP complex.
CCUGGCUCCUCGGGCUCAGGCUUAUGUACCAGUUAAGGCAGAAGAUUACGAGAGGAUCCAGUGAUGUAGGGCCUCCCACUCCCAACUGACCUACAUCCAGGAGAGGGCCAGCCCUGCUCGGAGUGAAACCAAUCCAGGGGCCUCCAGAGGCCGGUAAGAUUUGACUGCAAGUCAAUACUCACAUGUCUUUCCACUGUGCAAUGAUCCCCCGGCCAGCGGGGCGGGAGGGGACAGGCAGGUGACAGGGGCGGGCAGAGGGCCAGCCUGGGGCAGGGACGUCGCCUCUGCUCCGGGAAGGGAUUGGGGGCAGGAAGGGGACAUCUCCUGGCCUGCAACAGGGAUUUUCUGGGAUUUGUUGCCAGUCCAUGUAACGAUGAGCCCACAGUGGGCAGCUCCACGUUGGGAAACUGGAGAUGAGUGAGGGACAGGGACUGGAAGAGCAGCAGGGAGAGGGAGGCAUAGGGAAGGAGGAGGAGCGGGGAAGAGAGAGAGAAAUUACCCGUGAAAACCACCUCUGCCACGGCAUCUGCUCCUCGGAGCUUUGGGAAUUGAGAGGUUUUCCUGCCGGCAGAGCCGAGGCUGAGGAUGCGGGGUGUUGGGGGGAGCAGAGCCCUGGCACACUCAGUGCAUGCUCGCCUGCGAUGCCAUCUGCCAGGCUUUCUCCUGUAGCUGCGGCUUCCACUGGCUUCUCUCAUGGCUAAUAAGGGUCGAGCUCAGACUCCAAAGUACUUCCCGAAGUACCUGGCGCAUCUUUGUGCCAUCCUUGGACACAGCGUGGCUGGGAUUCUGCAUCCCUCUGGGAAUGCUGCAGGGCAGGCAGGCAGGGUGACAUUUGCAGCUAGCAGCGGGUGUCUUUGAGAGGAGCGAGCGCCGAGAGAAGGGACCAGGUUCUCUUUAAGGGGGCAGGACUUUGGGAACAUUAUGAAGGCAAGAGUGAGCUUCUCUCUCUGCCUUCCACCCUCCCCUCCUUCCCUUCUCUGUUCCGGGACAGAGACCUGGGUUCCCUGCCCUCCCCUUUGCCUGGCAGGGAUGAAGGAAGGCGCUGGGUGCUGGGAUGGGCGGCUGAGCAGGGGAGGAGGAGGAGAAGGAGGGGAGGAAGGGGAGGGAGAGGGGGAGGAUCUGCUAAUUACACAGAACAGCUCUGGGGGCUGCUGAAGUCCAGAAUGAAGCAAAGAGCAGCAGAAGCGAGUGCUGCAGUGGGAGCGGAGGAGCCCAAGCAUCACCGAGAGCUGGAGCUGCCUGUUAUCCCUGCUGGGAGCAACUGGGAGCAGCCAGGGGAUCCUGCAGCCCUGUCUCCCACAGGAGACAGCCUCUGGCACUGCCACCAAGCCCACUGCCAGCCCCCGGAGAGCCAAGGGGAAGGGGCUGGUGGUUGCAGGACACAGGGUUGGGCUGGAGGGCAACAAAGUCAGCCCUCCUAUGGUCACUGAGGACUAGGAGCCUGUGUGGAUCCACCGGGAAGAGGUGAAGGAUGGCUGCCGAAGGAGGGAGAGCCAAGCCCGCUGUCCAGUCCAGAAUGGAGAACUUCCGAAAGGUGAGGACCUCGGAGGAGGAGAUGCCGUUGCCCUUCCCAGACCUGCCCCCGGACGUGGUGGAGAUGAAAGUGAAGGAGGGCAGCAAGAUCAGGAACCUGAUGAACUUUGCCAUGGCCCAGAUGGAGCUGAAGGGCAGGCGGCAGAUCGUGUUCAGCGGCUGCGGCAGGGCGGUCACCAAGACCAUCACCUGCGUGGAGAUCAUGAAGCGCAAGCUGGGAGGGCUCCACCAGGUCACCAAGGUACGCUACAAAACCGUGCUGGAGGUCUGGGAGAACCAGGACCCGCUGCCCAACGGCCCCGCACAAAACCUGACUGUCCACAAGAAUGUCCCCUCCAUCUGCAUCCUGCUCUCCCGGGACCCCCUGGAUCCCAACCAGACGGGAUACCAGCCCCCGGAACCCCGGCAUGAGGCGGGAGAAAACACAUCGGGAUCCUCCACCAAGGGGCUGAAGCGGCCACUGCCGCCUCCCUGCGAGGAGCUGCUGCCCAAGAAGCUGCAGGUACAGGUGUCUGACAGCCCCAGGGGCUUGGGGACCACCACUGGCCAGCUGGACCACUGAUCCCAAUGCCUCCCACCCCACCAGCCAGGUAUUGAGGCAGGAAUAUUCACUCAUUCCGGGCUCACUGGUGGGCUGCAGGCUCCCCCUGACCUGUCCCCACUUGCUGCUCCUUGACCCCUGUGGAUGGGGGUCUCCAGAUCUGGCAUGAGGGUUAAACAUUUAAACCCACCAUCUCUUGGUUAUGGAUUAAAGCAGAUGAGGAUGUGGGGGGGGAGCUGGUGACCUCUAAUUCAGCCACGCAGGGACACCGUGACCACCAGCCACAUCCUGCAGCGACUCCCAUGGAGCCAGAGCAGCUGAGGGGUGCCCAGACCACCACCAUCACUCCCCACUGCAACGCCUCAUCCAUCAGGAGAGAUGGGUUUGUCCCAAGCUCGUUGGAAUAAAACCUUCAUUAUCAAACCCGCUGCUGAGGAGCUGUCAGAGUUAUUAAUGCCGGGCUCAGCAUCCUGUGGGGCUGUGAUUCAUCUGAAAAAAAACCACCCAAACAAGCACGGGGGUUGCUCCCUCCCUGCACCCACAGAGCCAAGCACUGCACUGUGCUGCCUGCCUGUGGGACAGCACAAGGAAAUAAAACAAUCCACACUGGA